Prunus armeniaca (apricot) is the source of this 270-nucleotide messenger RNA. The record is from the annotation of a GenBank genome assembly. NCBI's taxonomy places the organism in Eukaryota, Viridiplantae, Streptophyta, Magnoliopsida, Rosales, Rosaceae.
AUGGCCACAAAAUUUGUUACAUUGGGCAUAGAAAAUGGUUACCGAUCAAUCAUCCAUAUAGGAGGCAACGUGCAGCUUUUAAUGGGGAAACCUGAAUAUGGCACGCCUCCUGAGCCAUUAACCGGAGAAGAAGUGCUGCAUAUGGUUGAAGAUGGUGACAGAGUUUGUUGGAAGAAGAAAUCAAUAUUCUUUGAUCUCGAGUAUUGGAAAUACCUUCCUGUGAGGCAUGUCCUAGAUGUUAUGCACAUUGAGAAGAAACGUUUGCGAUAG